GGGGCGAGGGAGUCUUGUCACAGGCAGUAGAAGGGAGGCGAUAGGGAAGACUCGGGCACAUUUGCUGCAUGUAGCACGGAGGAGACGAGAGUGGAGUUGAAAGAGCUAUUUUGAAGGCGUGACAGCGCUUGGACUAUGUCCCAUUGCUGUACUAACCUCCUGUGGGAUGUACGAAAACGUGCACUUGGAUUGGAUGAACCUAGUAAUGUCCGUAUCAACUAUUUGGGACGAAGAGAAUUUGUUCAAAAACUUAAAUUGGAAAAAACUUUGAAUGUGCAUCAUGGCUGUGUCAAUUCUAUUUGUUGGAAUAGUACGGGGGAAUACAUACUGUCUGGGUCAGAUGACACAACUUUGGUGAUUAGUAACCCUUUCAAUAAAAAGGUCUUGACGAGAAUCCGCUCAGGUCACAGAGCCAAUAUUUUUAGUGCAAAGUUCCUGCCACUUACCAAUGAUAAGCACAUCAUUUCGUGUUCUGGAGAUGGAGUCAUUUACUUCACAGACAUUGAAAAAGAUACAGAGACAAACAGACAGUGCCAAUUUACAUGCCAUUAUGGAACAGCAUAUGAGAUUAAUACUGUGCCCAAUGAUCCCUACACAUUUCUGUCAUGUGGUGAAGAUGGCACUGUGCGGUGGUUUGAUGUCCGAGCCAAGACCAGCUGUACAAAAGAGGACUGUAAAGAUGAUGUUUUAGUUAACUGCAGACGUGCUGCUACCUCAAUAGCCAUUUGCCCUUCAGCUCCAUUUUACCUUGCAGUUGGAUGCUCCGAUAGUUCAGUGAGAAUCUAUGAUCGCCGAAGUCUAGGAACAGGAGCUGCAAGCAAUUAUUCAAAUCGUGGAACUACAGGAAUGUGUGUACGGUUUGUCCCCUCACACCUUGUAAACAAAUCCUGCCGUGUUACCUCUUUGUGCUACAGUGAAGAUGGGCAAGAACUCCUUGUGAGCUACUCAUCAGACUAUAUAUAUUUGUUUGACCCAAAAGAUGACCAAGCAAAAGAGCUCAAGUUUUCUUCAACUAAUCAAAGGCAAGACGAAGUUCGACAACCACCUCUUAAACGUCUUAGGUUACGAGGCGAUUGGUCAGAUACAGGGCCAAGAUCGAGGCCAGAAAGUGAACGAGAAAGAGAUGGUGACAAUGCCACCAACGCGUCACUCAUGCAAAGAAUGUCUGAUAUGCUUUCAAGAUGGUUUGAAGAAGCAAGUGAGGUUGCUCAAAGCAACAGGAGAAGAGGAAGGCCUCCAAAUAGAGGGGAGCCACAACCAGACACAUCAGCUUCAACCACUUCUAACCCGACAGAAUCCCAGGCUGCGGAAGCUGAAGUGAGUUCAGAGACACCUUCUGAUCAGAAUGCACCUUCUAAUACAGAUGUUGGAGAAAGCCAUACCUUGUCAUCCCCGGAUGAGGCAGCCCAUCAGCAGAGUGCUUCUACAUCAGAGAGUUCUAUGUUACCUAUAGAGAGUGGAAAACGAAGACCAGAAAGUGAGACAAGUGAACCAGUGCUGCAGUUGCAUUACAGUACAGAAGGAACUACUACAAGUACGAUAAGACUGGAUUUCACAGAUGAAUGGAGCAACACUGCCUCGAGUUCAGUAGCUGUAAAAGUGGGACCGUCAGAUGGCGCUGCUACACCUGAACCCAGUUUGCCAAGUGAAAUGGAAGUCACUUCUGUGUCUGCUGAGCAAAAUGUAGAGACGCUUCCUGACAACAUGCAAACAGAUCCAGGUAGCACAAAAAUUAGUUCUGAACAACCAAAUGCAAGCUCAAGCAUGGAUGAGCAACCUGAAACGUCUAAAACUGCAGCCCAGUCUGACAUGUCCGAAAGCUCCAGCCAUCGGGAAACUGACAGCGAUGAUAACACAGUUCGAUUGCCUCCUAGAGCUCAGACUCAAAACAGAUUUAAUAUUGGAAGUCCAUCACUAAGUGAUAGGUUAACAAGGAGAUCUGCAGCAGCUCGUAUCCAAGAGCUGUUUAGAAGAAGGAAAGAGAGAAAGGAACUGGAAGAAAUGGAUAUGCAAAAUGUUCGACAACCUUCUUCAAAAAUUGUGUUCAAGGGGCACCGGAAUUCCCGGACUAUGAUCAAAGAGUCGUGCUUCUGGGGUAAAAAUUUUGUGAUAAGUGGGUCCGACUGUGGUCACAUCUUCAUCUGGGAUCGACACACAGCUGAGCACCUAAUGCUCUUAGAAGCAGACAACCACGUGGUUAAUUGUGUUCAGCCACAUCCCUAUGACCCAAUUUUAGCAUCGUCUGGAAUAGACUACAAUGUUAAGGUAUGGUCACCUCUUGAAGAAGACAAAUCCUUCAACUGGGCACUUGCUGAAGAGAUUAUGUCAAGGAAUGAAUUAAUGUUGGAAGAAACACGAAACACCAUCACAGUGCCUGCCUCUUUUAUGCUACGAAUGUUGGCAUCGCUAAAUCAUAUCAGAGCAGAUCGAUCUGAACAAAGUGCAGAAGGUCCCGAAAAUUCAAAUGAAGACGAGUGAUGCAAUCCAGUGUAUAUGAAUGUGCUGUAACUUGUAUAUUGUACUGUAUUUACAUAUGACAAAAGGCCUCAAUAAUAUUUUGGUUUAGAAUAAUGUUUAUUGUUGAGUAUGGAUUACGAAAAAUGUAAAGCAUUGUAAGUUAUUUCACAGUUGUGAACAAAUGCAAUGGUGACUCCUGUUGUGUGCUACAGUUGGAAGGAAAUCCUAUUUACUAAUUUAUAAAGCAAAAAACCUUUGUAAGAAUAUAAGUUAAUAGCUAAUGGGUUGUAUGAUGUAUGAUUAAACGUUUGUGUUGUACAAGCACAUGGUAGGUUGGAAAACAAAUCUGAAAGUGUAUUUUAUAUGCUAAGGGCAGUGUGUGGUUUAUGUUUUCAUAAGUACCAAAUGUAUGCAGCUUUCCUUCAAAAA
Messenger RNA from Nanorana parkeri, 2886 nucleotides. It is a transcript of the gene DCAF6, whose product is annotated as DDB1 and CUL4 associated factor 6. Gene Ontology annotation, molecular function: protein binding. Gene Ontology annotation, biological process: positive regulation of transcription by RNA polymerase II. The transcript has 20 exons. Gene Ontology annotation, cellular component: cytoplasm; Cul4-RING E3 ubiquitin ligase complex. The record is from RefSeq and is a predicted model, not a curated record. The coding region runs from base 136 to 2478 and encodes 780 amino acids. Lineage: Eukaryota; Metazoa; Chordata; Amphibia; Anura; Dicroglossidae.